AUUUCUCCCCGUCAAUGGUGCCGAAUGGCAGUCAAUGGCGUAUAAUAGACGCACCUGUGUCGAUGCGUCAAAGGAAUCUCGUGUACUAUAUCGGAUGACGCCGCCCGAGAGCUGUGCGACGCGUUCCUAGGAGUGGCUUUUACAAUUCAACCACGACAAAUUCGUAUGUGUGAUACGUGCCGUUGUUUAACGGAUGUUGUUUAAGAUUGGCAUGUUAAAAAGUAGUGAAUAUGGAAGUGACGGGCACGUCCAGGGUGGCUGACACUCGUCUCUCGACAGUAGCCUCUGGUACCGGCGAUGCUAAUCUAAAGCUUAGCGAUGACUUCCUGCCAAACAAUGAAGAGCUGUUGCACGCCGAUGAUGUAACGGCUGGCGACGAGGAAGCUGUCGAUGUGCGAGCUAUGACAAACUAUGAAUUUUCUAUUGAUUCUGCUUCCGAUAACGGUAACGCGACGACAAGCAAGUACCAGGAACACGCCAAUUCAUCGCACAGUCCAUACCAAAUCGCGACGCCGGAGGAUGAUAAGACUGAAUUGUCAGAGGGAAUAACGGAGCACGCCAACAGCCACCAAGUAUCUCAGACUCCACUGGCCUUCACUAUUGAUUUUGGUAAUAACAAGGAAGUGGAUACGACAAAAUAUCAAAACUUGUUUGAGAGAUAUAACGCCAGGCAUAGGCGGAAUCUCUCUACAUCCAAGGUAGAAGUAAAAUCAAAGAAACUAAGUAAUUUAUUGUCUCCAAACUUGGUACAGAAGCAGAAAGUUCCUAGCACUCAUUCAGAAGAAUUAUCAGGAAGAUUUAAACAAUUAGCUGUCAAGAUUUCAUCAAAAGCACAUUCUAGCACAAAAAAAUCUACAAAUGAAGAUGUAGAUACUUAUCAUAAAAAUAAACAAUGUUUAAUGACAAGAUCUUGCGAUGAUGAAUCGCGGCAUAAUAAACCGUCUCAUCAAGGCCUUUCCCAAGAACUCGAAUAUCCAAUUGAAUCCAAUAAAAAUGUAUAUUGGACGUCUCCGAAAUCCGCAACGAUAAAUGACUUGAGUCGCGUUCAGAUUAACAAUUAUGACGACGACGAAAACGAGAAGCUGUACACGAAGAAUAUAGAGUACAUCGACGUCGAUCACGAGUACAAAGAAGUAAAUGAUUUUGAAGAUACAUCUUGUACAAUCACUAACAAAGUAUCAAAUAUGAAUUACAUUACCGAUGAUUUUAACAUAAAAAACACAAGCGGAAGAGAAAACAGUUUAUCCAGCGUUAGUUAUGCAAUGGAUUUAAAGGUGGAAGAGAGUGAUCUAGAUGUAUUUAACGUCAGUAAUGUCGAUGCCGGUUCCGAUGGUGCAGUGAGCGAAGCUGGGACUUACACGAUUCAUAAAGAUUAUACCGACGAGGAGAAAGCAAGAAUGGAUAUUGAUAAAGUUUUUAGCGUUGGUGUUUUGACAGAAGAUGAAAGUAAUGAGGCGUACGUUCAUAAUUUCAAGAUGAGCAUCUCUCGCGAUAACAACGCGUGGAUAUCGGAAUGGGCUACACAAGUAGUGGAACAUAAUUCACUACCUCCGAUGAUAGGCGGCUCAACGGGGCGUACACCGCCUCUCAGUCCUACUAAGAUACCAUCUCCGGUCCAUAGUAGAUCUCAACGAAUGUCGCGUAAUCGUUAUGAACAAUCGGACAGUAAUCCAGAUACUGAUACGUAUGUACGAAUAAAAGAAAGGAUUGGUUUGGCCUCGAGUCAACAUCAGAUCAUAGAUUCCGGCGGUGAAUCUGACGAUGAUACUAGUAAUAGUUACAACACGCCGCCUAACAGCUCGCAACGUACGCCUGUACAUAGUGUCGCAGCUAGACGCAGCAGUUUGUCCGAGUCAUUGUUUCGAAGAGCCAACACCAACGAAAAUAGACGAAGCGUCCGCAAAUACUUAAGUUCGGCCAGAUCAAAGACUGCUGACACGAAUGUAGAAUUAAUGAACAGCCCGUCCCAAGUUUUGUCACCCCUCCAUUUGGAAAGAAGAAGCAGCUCUCUUGAUAGGAAGGAAUAUGCUUCUGAUACAACGGAAUCUAAUACGUCCAGAAGAAAUAGUAUGAAAUAUAAGGAAGAAGAUUUUAAGCAACAGCACACAAACAGUCCCAUCUUAAGCCGUCUCAGACCACCUACGCCAAAAUUGACUAACAGUCCUAUUGUAAGUCGUAAAGCUGCUGCAACAAAAGUCCUGAAUUCUCCUAUGUUAGAACGAUCUAAGCACAUGACGAAAUCGUCCCAACAGGCGAAAAAUAUAGGAUAUUUUACAUGUGUCGAAAAUAGUCCGUAUAUGUUGAGAAAAUCCAAUAGCACUACAAAUUAUCAUGAAGGAACCAGUUUUGAUAAAGAUAUCUCUAUUAAAGCGCCUAAUGUGUCACGUAACAGUCCAGAAUUUCAACGGCAUCUCAAUAUACAAAGAUCAUCGAGUAACGCAAGUAUUAGAAACAUAAAGUCGCAGAAUAUGGUGACGCGUCGCAGCAGCUUCAACAACAGCGACGUUGACAGGAUAUCGUCAAGAGGAAAAUUUCACGUCGCCUCUGACAGUAGCAGCGAAACUGGCGAACAACAAAGGAAAUCUCCAUUAACACCGAUCUCAUCCGGGAUCAAGUUAAAUAGAGCUUUUAGUAUAAGAAGAGCAAGAUUAAAUUGCGAAUCUGAUACAACGCCGAACACAACCCCGGAAGAAAGGCGUAGACGAGCACAGUCUGAAGUAAAGACUUCAGCACCUAUGAAUAAACAACAAAGUUAUCACCACAGUCGCACAAGUAGCGUUGGAGCGCACAGUAAGGAGUCAUUGAAGAAAUCAGAAUCAACGAAAUUUAGGACACCAUCUAUAUCUAGAACUGAUACUGGUAGAUUUAGUAUGAGAGCUACUAAGCCUACUCAUCAUCCUCCGGGCAAUCAGAAAGCGAACCAAAAGCCAAGUAAAGAGCACAAGAAGUCUGGUAGAAGUAAUUCCACUCUCACAUCGAAGGAAGUGGAAUUUCAGAAUUGGAAAAGACGGAAAAGCUAUGAUCCAAUGAAAGCAGCGGCGGAAGGUAGAAAAAAAUUGAUAGAUAAUACAAAAAAGCAUCACAGUACCGAAGAUAGUUCUGGAAACCAUGACAAUUCCGUGUUGAGAUCUGCGAGUUUUCAUGGUACAGGAGGUGCUCUCUCACUGGCCAAUGAUUGGUCAGACAAUGAGUUUAAUGAUUCUUAUCAUGACAACCAAGUACCACCACCUAGCAGUCCGCAGUUGGAUAGCGAUAGUGACUUGGAAACUUCAUCUUAUCUGCAAACAACUCAAAAUGUCGUGUCUGCCAUGUCCGCUCGCAUGACAGGAUAUCGCCCUCCUCUCGACUCGGAUAACGAAAGCGAUGAAGAUACGAGUCAUAGCCUGCAUCAAAAUAUACCGAAGGGACUGCGCCAUCCAAGCGACACCGAGAGCAGCGAUGAACGACAUCCCAUGGCGCAAUCUCCUAUCUCCAAUACAAAAUAUAAUAGAGAACUUAGUUUGCGUAGAGUAAAACUGGACCCGCAACGAACAAAACCUGUGUCUUCCACUGCAAACAAAGCUAAACAUUUCUUGCACGAUGCCCGUGGCAAACCCGAAUCCAUUUGCAAUAUCAGUAGAACUGAUUCGGGACGACCUAGCACACGAGUUAGUAGAACUUUGGGCAUGGGGCCUAAAAGCAAACCAAAAGAAUCGAAAAAGCCUCCGGCGCCAAAUAUACGGGAGGUCGAGAUGCAAAAUUGGAAACGUCGCAAAAGCUACGAUCCAAUGAAAGCAGCAAUGGAAGGAAGGAGGAAAGCAGGUUUGGCGAAGAAGAAUAUCAACGAAAAUAUGUCACCAAGCCAUGUAGCAAGGUCACAGAGUUUUCACGGAUCAGUAGGAUUGGUUGUCAGUGAUUGGAGCGACGAGGAACCAGUCAUAUCUGCGGACGAAGCCCCGUUAUAUUAGAAUUGUCUCAAAACUAUCGGUAGCAUAUAGAAAUAAGUACGCGUGAAAGUAAGAUAAAGCCAAAUUAUUGACAAAAUUCUUGUAUAUAAAAGCGCCAAAAUCGAGUGAAUUUUACAAAACGCUUUACGAGCACUCCUAUAUGUACCUAAAACGACUCUAGCAAGACAAGUAACUACAUAAAGAAUUCUUUCUAUAUUAUAAAUUUAUGAUCUAUAUAUAUAAAGAUGUGCACAGGGACUGCCGACCCAUAAUUGCUAAAUUCUGAGUUACAAAAUUGUGCUUCCAAAAAAUGAUACUUAAAAAUAUAUGCUGAAAUUCACAGUAUUAACAUUAAAACGGCCAAUUGCUUAUUUUUAAUUUAAUUAAUAUAGAAAAAUGUUUUUUCCGCAUUUUGUUUUAUAUUCUUUGUUGCACGUAAAAUAAAAUAUUGCCUAAAAAUGUAGUUACGUCGAAGAAAUGUUUUACACAAACGAUAUUAAUGUAGAAAAGAAGAUUGAUUGAAGGUUAAGGAAAAUUAAGAUACUUUAGUAUCAAGUGAAAUAUAACGGAAAAAUGUGUAUUUAAUUUAAUAAUAUAAUACAAGGGGUGCUAUAGGUAUAGAGAAAUAUAUGUGUGUUAUUGGUUUAAUUAUAUUUGGACCAAUCGCGUAGCGUUUAUGUACAAAUAUUUGUAUCUCUAUAACUGCAUUUUAUCUCUUAUUGAUGCAGUCUAUUCAUCUAAACAUAAAAUACGCAUGUCCGUCGCUUGAGUAACUUAUGAAACGUAUUUUUUCAUUAAGAGCAAGAAAAUAGAAAAGCGCAAGGAUGUUUAAUGUGUAAAUUUAUGUAUCUUUCUUUCUCGUAUUAUUGUUAAGAUGUAUGUAUAUUACACGUUGUUUGUUUAUAAUAGUUCAAAUAUCAUAUUAACAUUGGUACUCGCGAUUUCUUCCUGUUAGCGUAAAGAUCGAUAUAGAAAAAAUAACGUGCUACGCUCUCUUCCAAAGCGCGCAAUGAAUUGUAGUAAAUAACUUUCCUCUAUAAUAAUUUAAUGUGAUCACGAAGGGCUUUACGAUGAUCUUAAACAUUAAGGUGUAUAUAAUACUAUCGAUCGGUUUAACAAUACAUUCUUUGUUUCUGAUUUUAUAUAAACUAACAAGUUUUUCCAUUUUGCUCUAGUAAGUUGAAUUAUCCUUAAUACAUUCGAUCGAGUAAUAUUACAUGACACUAAUAUAACAUAAGGUAUAUUUUAUACAUAAGUACUUGUUCAGAAAAUUGUAUCACUUGUUCAACAGACUGGUUGCUCUAUUGUAAAUUUGAUGAGAAUUUUAUCUGGAUUAUCUUUCCUAAAAUUUCGUAAAAUUUAUGCGAGUUUGUUGUGCAUAUCGCAAGCAUUACGAUAAAGGAUUAUAUUAAUGCUCCCUUUAUUGCAUAAUCCCUAAACUAUUAUUCUGUUAUCUAGCAACAGUUUUACAAACAACUUAACAAUGUAACAACUUUUGUGAUAUUUUGUAAUACACUAUAAUAUUUAUUUUUCUAUAUUAUACAACUGAAAAUUUAGUUAAAAUUAUUUAUUAAAUUUUAUGCUUGUUAAUUUAAAGUUUAUUGAUCUACAACACCUUUAUUUAUAUGGAAUUAUGCAAUAAAGGUUUUAGAAAAAAUGUGAUAUUAUGGCAGGAUUAGAAAGUUACUGAGUUAAACAAUAAUAAUACGGAUUUGUUAAAAAUGAGUAAUAAUAGUUUCAAUAAUUGAGCAUCGAUAUUAUGAUUUUGUUUUAGUGAUAAUUUUGUUAUGCUACGCAAAAUUUGACAGUAACAUUGUAGAACUAACUGUAACUUGUGGUUUUUGUUAUUAAAAUUUAUAUUAAUUUUUUUGUGGCAAAAUAA
Odontomachus brunneus is the source of this 5808-nucleotide messenger RNA. RefSeq lists its product as uncharacterized. The coding region runs from base 231 to 3947 and encodes 1238 amino acids. Lineage: Eukaryota; Metazoa; Arthropoda; Insecta; Hymenoptera; Formicidae. The transcript has 15 exons. The record is from RefSeq and is a predicted model, not a curated record.